AUCCAAUUGCACUGGCAGUGCAAAGUGCGAAUGACCACUGUCACCAACGUUAACGUUUACAUAAAACUGAGAGUAUCAGACGCACUGCCAGUGGUACUAGACUACCGUCCCACUCAAACUUUGAUGACCACCGACCUGUAGCUUCACUCGACAAUACUCUUUCGAGUGACUCCGUCGCAAAGACACUCCGGGACUACGAACAUGACGAGCUGGGACCCAACUGCGACUAAAGUCUUACUACGAUCGACAUCGCAGCGUCUUGGACAAAUUCAAGAGAGAAUAGACUCUCAAGGGCAAAUCACCCGACGCGACAUUGCAACAUUAUUGCAACAAAAUAAUACUGCUCUUGCACGCGCCAAGGCACAGAAUCUGAUACAAGAUGAUGCGAUGGGCGACUUAUUGGAAGUGGUGGAAAUGCACGUUAGCAUGGUCAUUGAGCAUCUUGGCGAGUUGGAAGAAGGGCGUUCACCGAGCCCCAUCCUUACAGAGGCUGCAGCCUCCAUCAUAGCUGCAGCUUCCAGUGUUAAUAUUAAAGAACUCGACGUCGUUCGGGAUAUGUUAUUUCAGCGCAUGCAUCAUCAUUUCUUUAGCUCAUCUAAUAGCCUUGAAAAAUACGUUCCUUUACGUGUCAUGCAAUUAUUACACCCUCCAACACCUUCUGCGUCCAAGAUGAAUGACUGCCUGACCAAUGUAUCAAAUGUGUAUCGUGUAAAUUGGACUGCAGACCCUCCCAGGCAGGAUAUCCUGGAUGACAUCUCCGAAAUUUUGGAUUCGCAAGGUUCGCCUAUUGUUGAUCUACCUCGUCUGCGGAGGCUAUGUUCGCAAGGAUUACCCGAUGAACCUCCAUGGCUUAGGCCUAGGAUAUGGAAGCUUUUACUGGGAACAGUUCCGGUUUUGAAGUCAACAUGGCCAAAAGAAAAUCGGAAACUACGAGACAGUUAUUAUGAUCUCGUUCGCCGUCUGUUGUCACCAUUUUCAGACAUGCCAGCACCAACGAAGCCGCUGAGCAGCAUAGAUACGACGCUAAUGAAAAUAUCCGAAUCCCUAUUUCGUCUUCCCUUUGGACUCUUCGACACGCUUGAGAGUGGCCCGAACUGUUCAACUAUGUCUCCAUUAGAUGAAAAUGCUGAUGAAACUGAAAGGAUUGGGUGUGCUCAUCUUCUUGAUGCACGACUGCUGGUCCUUCGCGGACAAAUUUCCGCAUCGAAACCCACAGGUAUUCCCGAAAUUCGGCUAGAGCCCGACGCUGGCGCGCCCGAGCUCUCACCAUUACCGAGCUCGACUUCCAUUGCAUCCCGCAGACCAGGGGCACCCACCACACUAUUACAUGCUGGGCCGUUCGGUGGUCCCAGCGCCCAUCCACAACACAUUUCAGCCCUCCUCCGUCUACUAUAUCUGCAUUCAUGUAUAAAUCCCGCGAACCAAUCUCCAGACAUUCCUUCCUUGCUUGUACCGUUGUAUGCUGUUCUUGUCAGGGAGGUGGAACCAGAAGAUUUAGCCCACGCUGAAGCAGACACAUUCUGGUUAUUUGAAGCUCUUGUUGGGGAGUUUUCCGAACUGGCAGACCAGGAGGGUGGCAAAGUUUGGAUGAAGAAAUUCAGCGAUCGAUUGGCACAAGCCGACGGAGACCUUGCUUCGAGUUUGCACGCCAAAGGCUUGGAUCCUGUGCUUCCACAUUACUCCUAUCGCUGGCUUGCACCUCUCUUGUCGCAAACCCUUCCUCUUACCUCACUCCUACCUGUAUGGGAUGUGCUCUUCUCGUACCCAAUGAGAACUCGAGACGAGAACCAUAAACUGGACGCCCUCGUUGAUAUCUGCACAAGUCUUCUGAUCCGUGCGCGCGCGCCGCUCUUUCGACUCGCAAAGCCUGGAGGUAAGUCUCCGGGACUGUGGGCUGAAGAGCAUGCUACCAUCCGUCCUUCUUCUCCGCUUCGACCAUGGGAGCUCAGCGAUGCUUUUCUCGAGGGCAUCACUCUAUUGCAAUCUUAUCCGAUUGAUGCAGCUGGCGGUAUCGAUCGAGUCUUGCAAACUGCAAACGAUUUGGCCCAGAGGCGCAUCGAGGAGAAUAGAGUUUUGAAGUCGGAUAAUGUUACACUCGGUGCUCGGAUCAAAGCUACCAUGUGGAAGGGGUUUACAAACCAAGUCGCUGAUGCUGAUGGUGUGGAAGAGGAGGAGGAUGAGGAGGACGAAGAAUCGAGCUCUGAUGAAGAGGACUCCCACGAAGAUGGCAAUGAGACGGAAACACCGGCUGCUCCAACUCUGACCUCCCGUCUUGCGAAUUCGGUGUGGAGAGGGAUUACCAACCAAAGCUCUAUGGACAAUUCACCAUCUCCACCGUCACCAACUUCCCCGCUACAAUCACAGUCACCGACACCGCCGCCCCCUCAGAGUCCUCCAGAGCAAAUCGCCUCGAAUUUACCACUUACCCCACCGCCUUCAAGUAUUUGGGGUUAUGCUGGAAAACUCAAAGAUUCGGACACUGUUGCGGCUUUCACGAAAGUUAGCACGAAUUGGCGCGCAAGAGCGAUGGAUGCAUGGGGCAGUCGACGCGGAAGCUUGACGCCGAACGAAGGUGUAUCGUCACCAACGAUCGCGAAAUCUGAGUUACCACCCCCUGUCCCAGACAAGUGGUCACCACAGAACGAUGGUGCUAGCAAUUCUAGAUAUGGGGAUAGAGGGGGCUCGCUUCCUAGUAGCAGUCGAGGGACUUCUUUUGAAGAACCCCCUCGCCCCGCAUUCUUUCGAUCGCCACGAGACAGCUUUUUGCCAUUACCGCGCAGAGGAACUUAUACCACCCCUCCGAGCCCAGAAGUCCAGCCUCAGCAGGAAGAUAACUUCAUGCAUAAGGCGCAGGCCUCUCUGGCGUCUUUGGCUGCUCUAAACUCACUUACAACAGCCUCGCGUACAGUAGCCUCGCGUCCAGCAACCCCGCCACACCCUCCCAGGGGUGCACCACGUCCUCUUCUACUCAAUUCAAGCUCCUUGAUCACCGCGAAACCUCCGUUGUCCGCACACUCAGACGGCGGGAUGCCAGUUAAACGACAUGGUGAUUGGGUAGACGUCACGCGCAGCAAAGGACACGGACUGCGCACGGAUUCGGUGUCUUCGGUUUCAUCGAUGUCGCCUUCCGAUGCCCUCGGCAGACCAUACUCGAAGCCAAGCAUAGGCUCCAGAUCUGACAUCGAAUCCGAUGGCAGAAGUCGAAAAGUGGCGUUGAACCGCAAGUCGAUAUCACCAAUGGCACCCGCGUCCCGUGCACUGCGAGGUCCUUGUGCAACUUCUCCUUUAGGCGUGGCUGAUGCAACGACGCGCGAUCCAUUAAUUAGAACCUAUGCCAGGUCUGCUGCUGAAGACAGUUCAUCUGACAGGGGCUGGCGUAGCUAUCCCCCCGCUGAUUCACCCACAACGGUGUCAUCUCCCCCUAUUCCUCCAACACCUAUCACCGCGGUUCAUGUCGAGACAGGGAAGGUGCGGGUGAAUGGUGAAAGCCGGGAGAGCUCCUUUAGCGAAGAUAGCAUUCCCCUGAGGCCACCCACACCAAGCAAGGCUUUACUACGAAAAAAGACACCACCACCUCUACGAGAAGAUACGGACAAUUCUGACACGCUGGCCAGGACACCCUCCAGGAAUCCUCAUGUGCGCUCAAAGCGUCACCUUCCAAAACUACCCAGCCUGCGAACUCGGGACAGCAACCUUCGGCCUGUUUCUGCGGCUGAGCACAAGAACGUCAGCCCCAAUACGCUUGCCCCUCCUGAGUGGCUCGAGGAUCAAGAGAUGGCCAUGACACCUCGUGCUCCUGAAUUCGGUUCCAACGACCCUGCGUCAGCGUCCACGAUUUUUGCGUCGCAUUCUCCACGUCCUAGGCGGAAGACGUCUGGGGAUACGUUGGGGCGUUCGCGAAAAACAUCAGGGGAAUCGGUUGUCCGGCUUAGUAGAUAUUCCUUCGCUGAAGCGCGGGAAACUAGAGAUAGCGCUGCAGAAGAAGGGGACGACGAAGGCUACGAUGACAUUCUGAGUGCAUAUGAGAGUGAGGAAGGCAGUAAGGAGUAGAUAUCCUCAUGGCUGUUCCUGCUAGCGGUGUACCAGCUAAUGCGAUAGACUAUGAGAAAUAGACCCAGAACGCUGCGUGAUGGAAAGAAUUGUUUUUGAUCGACAAAAUAGA
Messenger RNA from Suillus clintonianus, 4162 nucleotides. Its product is annotated as regulator of Vps4 activity in the MVB pathway-domain-containing protein. Lineage: Eukaryota; Fungi; Basidiomycota; Agaricomycetes; Boletales; Suillaceae. Bases 202 to 4050 code for a protein of 1282 amino acids. The transcript is spliced from 12 exons. Gene Ontology annotation, biological process: protein transport. The record is from RefSeq and is a predicted model, not a curated record.